AUCUCUUGCGCGGGGCUCAGCUAUCCGUCCGCGCAGUACACCUACGAGAUCUCGCCCGAGCUUAUCGAAUCGCUGCUGAAAGUCAACUUCCCCUACCUCGUGACCACGCGCAUGUCGCGCCUCCGGAAGCCGUCAUUCGCAGUUCCCUCCGUCGAGCGCUUCGUGCGCGACACCGUGCAGAGCCCUGAUGCGCAACCGCAUUGCGUAACGCAAGUGCCUAACGUGGCGCAACCAUCGAGCCUUUACCAGGUUCUUCGCUAA
This is a messenger RNA of Dermatophagoides pteronyssinus (European house dust mite), 261 nucleotides long. RefSeq lists its product as uncharacterized. Lineage: Eukaryota; Metazoa; Arthropoda; Arachnida; Sarcoptiformes; Pyroglyphidae. The record is from RefSeq and is a predicted model, not a curated record.